AUGCAUAAUAGCACACCUCUUAUUUUUGACGUUCCACCUGUUUUCAGGGUGGAGUCUAUUAUUGGGCAAGGAUCAUAUGGUGCGGUGUGUAAGGCCGUCUACGAAAAUGAUAAAAUUGCCAUUAAAAAAAUUCCAAACUACGCAAAAAGUGAAGAGACAGCACGUCGUGUUUUGCGGGAAAUUGAAAUAUUACAGAAUUUACAGUUUUGUGAACAAGUAGUGGGAUGUCGCUUGUUAUUUAGACCAACGAGUCGUGAAAAGGAUGUGUACAUGGUAAUGGAUUACGUCCCUUCAGAUCUUUCAACAGUUAUAAAGAAUAAAUCCAUUCCUCUUCAAGAGAAUGUUAUUCGAUAUAUAACUUGUCAAAUGCUACUUGCCCUCCGCGCAAUGCAUCGCUGUAAAGUCUUACACCGUGACUUGUCUACACGUAAUAUACUCAUUAACUACAAUUCACAGGUUUUUGUGUGUGAUUUUGGUCUUAGUCGUUUCUUUGACCCUGAUGAACAACUUUCCUUUGGUGUCGUCACUCAAUGGUAUCGUGCUCCUGAGAUUAUUCUUGACGCUGAAUACGAUGCUGCAAAUGAUAUUUGGAGUGUUGGAGUGAUUGUGUGUGAACUGCUACUUCGUCGUUAUUUAUUCCCGGGUAAAUCCAAUGACUCUGCAGAUCAACUGAACCUUAUCUUUCAUCUGGUAGGUACACCAUCAUCAUCCGUCUUUGAUCAAGGACAACCUUUUGCUCGUGCAUCUGUUAAUGCCAAAAACUACGCUUUAUCAGUAAUAGAAAGACGUCAAUGCAAAUCCAUAUUACGUGAAGUUCUUUCUCACUCACCACUAUUACAAGGAAAAGAUGGGGAAAACUCACUUGUUAUCGAUCUUGCAGAAAAACUGCUCUCAUUUAACCCACGUGAUCGUCCAACAGCUGAUGAGGCCCUCAGGCAUCCAUGGUUUCAACCAUGUCGUGAGUUUAUUGAUGAGAUGAUUGCAGCACAGGACGAUCAUCAACCAACACCACAGUUUUCAUCAAGUAGUUCCCUCUCUAUGGAGGAAGUAGUGCAGAAGAUUGAAGAACUUGUUCCAUUAUUCUCUGAGGAACUCCUCAUAAGUGAGGAUGAAGCUUAA
Molecule: messenger RNA, 1119 nt
Organism: Trypanosoma theileri
Lineage: Eukaryota; Euglenozoa; Kinetoplastea; Trypanosomatida; Trypanosomatidae
Product: protein kinase
Exons: 1
Coding region: 1-1119 (372 amino acids)
Biological process (GO): protein phosphorylation; intracellular signal transduction
Cellular component (GO): nucleus; cytoplasm
Molecular function (GO): MAP kinase activity; ATP binding
Source: RefSeq, a predicted model, not a curated record